This is a messenger RNA of Boleophthalmus pectinirostris (great blue-spotted mudskipper), 1660 nucleotides long. Its product is annotated as dachshund homolog 2-like. The annotation marks the transcript as partial. The record is from RefSeq and is a predicted model, not a curated record. The transcript has 13 exons. Lineage: Eukaryota; Metazoa; Chordata; Actinopteri; Gobiiformes; Gobiidae.
AUGGCGCGGUGUCUGUCCGCCGCGGUCGGUCGCUCGCGCUCUCGGUUUCUGAGUUCUCGUCCGGGUCGUCCUCCAAAGAGAUGCUCCGGGGCCGGACUUCAGGACGGACCUCGACUCAUCCACCCAGGACUCCCCGGCCUCCUGUCGCCCAACCUGCUGUCGCACACAGAUCUGGUACGUGUGGAGGAGGGCAGCGGGAGUCUGGCUCUGGUCACGGUUCAGGACCCGGUGGAAUGUCCGUCACAAAGAAGAACACAAGAUGGCCGCCGCUGUCUGACGGCGGCUGCGAUGGCCGAGCUCCAGAAGCUCCAGAAGAUGAAGAUGAUGAUGAGUUUACAGAACGGCAACGAGUCCGACAACGAAGACCUGCACUCCAACACGGGUGGCAGCGAGUGCUCGUGGGAGAAGGAGCGCCUGACCAGCCCCGGGGCCCCGUCCCUCAGCGGGACGCCGGGGGGAGGCGGGCAGGGGGCGGGGCCGACACCUGGAGGGGGCGGGGCUACGGCGGCGGGAGGCGGGCGGGGGACGGCCGUGGCGCCUGUCAAUCAACAGCAGAUCCAGCAGCAGCAGCAGCUCCUCGCCAACCGGCUGGAGCUGCCGUUCAUGAUGAUGCCUCACCCGCUGUUGCCGAUGGGUUUGCCGCCGGCGUCCGUUGCCAUGGCGAUGUCUCAGAUGAACCACCUCAGCACCUUCGCCAACAUGGCCGCCGCCGCACAGCAGAUCCACACGCACGUCCACCGCGAGCCCGUCAUCAAGGAGCGGGUGUGUGACAGUCCGUCUCUGUCUCCGUCGGGGGAUGAAAACACUCCUCUUGAGUCUCAGCCCAGCAGCUCCGCCUCCAGCUCCCCGGAAAGACUCGGUAAAACCACUAAACUCUCAGUCCAAGUGUUUGAGUCAUCUAGCGAUCUCUCCCGGGCCCUGUUCAAACCCUGCACGAGAUUCUGUACGAGGCUCCGCCCACAAGCCCACGUCCCCCCAGGCUCCAACAUCAUGAAAAGUGUCCUCCUGGACCUGGUGUCCACACAUGAGGACAAAUAUGUCCAACGCACUUUGGGAUGUUCAGGGCUGGAGCUGCCGUUCAUGAUGAUGCCUCACCCGCUGUUGCCGAUGGGUUUGCCGCCGGCGUCCGUUGCCAUGGCGAUGUCUCAGAUGAACCACCUCAGCACCUUCGCCAACAUGGCCGCCGCCGCACAGCAGAUCCACACGCACGUCCACCGCGAGCCCGUCAUCAAGGAGCGGGUGUGUGACAGUCCGUCUCUGUCUCCGUCGGGGGAUGAAAACACUCCUCUUGAGUCUCAGCCCAGCAGCUCCGCCUCCAGCUCCCCGGAAAGACUCGGUUUGGGCUCCACGGACACAGACGUCCCUCUGCCCAACCCCACUGUCCCCAUCAAGAAAAUCACCAAGGACAAAGAGGAGUUGUCUCUGGGUCAGACUCUUCCUCCUGGUUUUCCUGCUCCGUUUCUCUUCGCUGACGGACUCUCGUCUGUGGAAACUUUACUCACGAACAUACAGGGUUUGUUGAAAGUGGCCGUGGAAAACGCUCGAGCUCAGGACAAACAGAUCCAGGCCGAGAAACGAGAACUGAAGAUGGAACUGUUCAGAGAAAGAGAAAUGAGAGAAAGUCUGGAGAGACAACUCACCUCCGAGCUCCAGAGCAGAG